AGACACGAUGGGUGUGGGAGGCGCGUCGUCCAUGAAUGCACAAGGUUACUUCAACAACGUCGACCACUACACCCAUCAGGCAGCGCAGCAAACCCACCCCGACCCAGUUUUAGGAGUUUUCUGCUCUACUUUCCGACGCGCCUUACGUUUUAGACAUAUCUGUUGGGUACUUUUUCGGCUCUGUUUUCAACAUGCCACUCGUCGUUCCCGCUCUCCGUUUGUUCAUGGUUUUUAUGAAUGUAUAUGACACGUACAAGACUCUCAAAAUACCACCUGGACGCAAGGGUGGUCCCCCUAGCAUCAGGGCAAUGACUCAGAGAAAGAGGGACCUCAAAGGGUGUCUCGCAGUUUGGGUUGUUUGGUGCUGUCUUGCAGCAUAUGAGAGAACGUUUGACCGUUUUGUCAGCUUCAUCGUACCGUUCUACAGUGAAAUCAAGUCAGUCACGCUACUGUUUCUCCUGCUGACCCGUGCUAAGGGAGCUGAACCUCUGUAUUUGCAUAUUCUGCGCCCACUUAUCAAACCAUAUGUGGACACCGUGGACCCAUUGCUUGAUCUAGCAAGGGAUAUUGGAGAUUUUCUGUUUGCUCUCUCACAAGUACCGCUCAAUUAUGUACUCUCUCUAUGCUCGGGUCUUCCUUGGCACACAGAAGAAAAUGAGUCAGCCGCCGACCUCACCGAAAACACCCCCGAGUUGAGCACGACACGCUCUAGCGGUGACUCGAAUAUACCUAUUGUGACUAAAACACACGCUACUGUGGAUUCAGAUCCCCGGGUCGCGGCAAAGCGCUCAGUCGCUGUCCACAGUGUCUCCAAUAAUAGGGUGCGACCGAAGUCCCGUCAACCUCCCGUUGAUUCCUAUGAGAGCAUGUCGCUCCGCAUGCGGCAUUCCAAGUCGUCCUCAAUCACAACCCUCCCACACUAUCCCAACGAUACAGUUGGUCGUAUUCAUGCGCGUCCCACAACAAGCAAUACUAGAACAGCUGCAUACGAGAUUUGGUGUCCCCCGCCGCCUGCGUACGAAGAGGAACACAAACGAAGCCGUUCGUCUAUUGGACGGUCGGAAAUAACCAAUCUAUCCACUCCCAAUUUGGCGACCCCUCCACCUACAGUUAUCGUCAGCGAACCAGUUGACGAAGACUGGAGAGGGUACCCACCUUUUCCUUCGGCAUACCCACCGACGCCCUUGACUGCAUCUCAUUCUCUUUCUGGAGCCAUGCCAUCCGGACGGGAUAAUUUGAUCCACCCACCUUCUACCCAGACCACUGUAGUUUCGCCCAUUCCGGAGAAUACAUUGAUGGACUAUAACCAGGUUUUUGAUGUAUCGCUCCAGCAAGCGCAUGAGCCCGCGAGCCCUGGUUCUCGCAGCUUACAAGUUCAUCCUAGUAUAGAUGGGUCCCAAUCAUCCGGCGGUGCAGGCAACCUGGAUGAGGAUGAGGAUGCGUAUAGAGAUGACGACGAUGACGACUUUAAUGUCACUUUACGGACUCCUUAUCGCUCAUUCCCAUCGUCAGUUGCAUCGAACGCGUCUUCCUCUGUGGCGAGCCUUCCAAGUGCUUUGACCACUAACGAUAACGAGUCGUCCUUGCAUACCAGCAGCUCCUCGGAGUCCACUCGUUCCUUUCAUACAUCUGAUUCGUCGCAUUAUGCAGGACAAAAACGCCCAUACCCGACUGUUACCACGACAAGUCGAGCUGCAGCUGUCGGCACUAUACCCAAGAAUGCUACCAUGCGUGGCAAGGCUACUACUACUGCCCCGUCUUACGGAAACGACCUUGACUCUGAUCCCAGCGAAACUGACACUGAUAGCAGUGAUGGUGAAGACGGUGCAGCUAAGAGGAGAAAAGUUCUUGAGCCUACGCGGCGAACCACAUAUCUGCGUCCUACUGCCAAGUCCACUACAAGCGUCCGCAAGCCUUCAUUGACUACCAGAAACUUCCCGGCAUCCUCUCGCGGGAAAAUUAGCGCUCCUGCACCAAAAACUGGUACUCGCGGUGGUUCACGUGCUGUACCCCAGACGGUAGGAGUAGCUUCCCGCGGAGAUACCUUGCGCGCACAGACACGAAGAAGCGCAUCAAAAUUGCCGUCACAAGAUGCUGGGACCUAUCCUCGCACGGUUACCUCACGAAACAAGACUUGAUGUCAGUUUCAUGACUCCAAAUUCAAUGCACUCUCUUUCUGAGCUCCCCUUUCAUUCACAUUAUCGUUCACUGUAAACAAACCAUGUUGCUUAGUACAUACACAUUCUAUUGCAUUCAAAUCGUCGUUCGAGUAUCAGAAGGUCUUGGUCCCGGCAUUCAUUUGAUGUGGUCUUACUAGUAGCGUUUGAAGAACUCGGCUUAUCCCUGCCAAUAUGCCUUCUGUUGACUUAUUUGCAAUUUAAAUCCUCUGGCUCUGUUACCCGC
Messenger RNA from Suillus discolor, 2403 nucleotides. RefSeq lists its product as uncharacterized. The transcript has 3 exons. The record is from RefSeq and is a predicted model, not a curated record. Lineage: Eukaryota; Fungi; Basidiomycota; Agaricomycetes; Boletales; Suillaceae. Bases 192 to 2138 code for a protein of 648 amino acids.